AUGGCGUCGUCGUCGUCUACUUCCGCCCUGCCUCGCCUGGCCCUCUUCGAAGCCGUUGCCCGCCACGACGCCGAUGCCCUCGCCGUGGUCCACUCGCUCUCUGGCCGGAGCUUCACCUACGGCCGGCUGCUGGGCGACGUGCGCCGGGCGCGGAACCGGCUGCUCGAGGCCCGGGGCAAGGCCAGCGGCGACGACCUGGACGGCGAGAGGGUUGCGCUCUUGGUAGAGAACAGCUACGAUUACGUAGUCGCUCUGCUCUCCAUCCUGGCCGCGCGCGCAAUAGCCGUGCCUCUGUCUCCCGCAUUCCCCAUCCCAGAGCUCGAGUAUGUCCUCAACCACAGCGAGGCCUCGCUGCUCGUCUCGUCUCCCAAGUUUGCCUCCAAGGCCCAGCAGGUCCUGGCCGCAGAGCUGACGUCCAAGCCCGCCCACGUGGAGCUGCCCAAGCAUGCCGAAAGUGCGGAUGCUGCCACCAGAGAGGAGGUUCCCUUGGAAGACAGCGCCGAGCCGGGCCAAGCAGGCCUCAUGCUGUAUACUUCAGGGACGACGAACAAGCCGAAAGGCGUCUUGCUGCCCCAGUCCGUCCUCACCGCGCAAGCUCGCUCCCUCCAUGAAGCCUGGGAAUACUCCCCCUCGGACCAUCUCCUCCACCUGCUCCCCCUCCACCACAUCCACGGCGUCGUCAACGCCAUCCUGACGCCCCUCCUCGCCGGGUCCUCCAUCGAAUUCAUGUUCCCCUUCAACGCCGACGCAGUCUGGAACCGCCUCGCUGCUCCUUUCCUGCCCGCUUCCGAGACCAUCACCAACGGCAUCGCCACCAACGGCGACACACCGGCAGCAUCCAAGGCUCCCAAACCAAGGGUCACCUUCUUCACCGCCGUCCCCACAAUCUACAGCCGCCUCCUCACCACCCACAAGUCCCUCCCCCCUCCCAUCCAGGACGCCUCCCGCGAGGCAAUCUCCCCUUCCAACCUCCGCCUCAACAUCUCCGGCUCCGCCGCCUUGCCCACCCCCAUCAAGACCGCCUGGGCAUCCCUCAGCAACGGAAACGUCCUCCUCGAGCGCUACGGCAUGACUGAAGUCGGCAUGGCCCUCUCCUGCGGCCUCUCCUUCGCCGACCGCGUCGACGCCUCCGUCGGCUGGCCUUUGCCUUCCGUCCAGGCCCGCCUCGUCGACGUCGACUCCGCAGAGGUCAUCCUCCCCGGCCAGGAAACCGGCCCCGACGGCCGCGAGCGCUCCGGCGAGAUCCAGCUCCGCGGGCCAACCAUUUUCAAGGAAUACUGGCACAACCCAGCCGCCACCGAAAAGGAAUUCACAAAGGACGACGACGGCCAAGGCCCCUGGUUCAAAACCGGCGACGUCGCCGUCCGCCGCCCCGUCCCCACCGCCGGCCUCAACACCUCCCACCAGCCCUGGGCCGCCGGCCCCCUCUACUUCAUCCAGGGCCGUAAAUCCGCCGACAUCAUCAAGACCGGCGGCGAAAAGGUAAGCGCCCUUGAGAUUGAGCGCGAGCUCCUCUCCCUGCCGCAAGUCGCCGAGGCCGCCGUCGUCGCCGUGCCCAGCGGCGCAUGGGGCCAAAAGGUCGGCGCCGUCAUCGUGCUCGACAGGGCCGUCGCCGAGAAGUGGUCGCCGCUGGAGAUGCGCCGCGCGCUCAAGAGCCGCCUGGCCAACUACAAGAUCCCGCAGGUCAUGAAGGUGGUGGACAGCAUACCGCGCAAUGCCAUGGGCAAGAUUAAUAAGAAGCAGCUUGUCAAGGCCAUCUUUGCCGACGAACACAGCGGUGACGAGGCAUAG
Trichoderma atroviride IMI 206040 is the source of this 1791-nucleotide messenger RNA. RefSeq lists its product as uncharacterized. Gene Ontology annotation, biological process: fatty acid metabolic process. Gene Ontology annotation, molecular function: medium-chain fatty acid-CoA ligase activity. The record is from RefSeq and is a predicted model, not a curated record. NCBI's taxonomy places the organism in Eukaryota, Fungi, Ascomycota, Sordariomycetes, Hypocreales, Hypocreaceae.